ACGUACAUGAGGACGAUUUGAAUUUCUGGGUCAUCACCAGCGAUGAUGCUGUUGAUGUUGUAAUCUACGGCCUUCACUUGGACCACUCUGCCCUGAAUCAUCACAGCAGCAACAUCCACAUAAAGUGUGUUUAUGGUGUAGUUCACGGUGACACAGAUGAACGGUACGAAAAAAAUAUCCAGCUAGUACCUCAUAGCUCUGAGUGGCAAUCAUUAUAAUCAACAACAAACGCAGCGAUGCUUGUUUCAUAUCAGAAAUGAGGAGCAUAGGGAACACGUCAGACUAACAACAAACCCAAGAAGUGCUUCAAAAGACAAAAAUCCAGGGAGAUGUCCCGCCUCUCUCCGGUCAUCAGCUGUGUGUACAGGUGGUCCAGUCGGGUCAUAUGGAGGAGUCCCCCCACUCACCCUUCAUUUCCGGGGCUCCCGCGUGUCCUGGCCGCCGGUAAAAAGGACCUGAUAGACCUUCCUGUCCUGAAUGAGGACGAGCUCGAGGAGCAGUUUGUGAGAGGAUCUGGACCUGGAGGACAGGCAACCAACAAAACCAGCAACUGUGUUGUUCUCAAGCACAUCCCGACUGGGAUUGUUGUGAAGUGUCAUCAAACCAGGUCUGUGGACACGAACAGAAAGCGUGCACGGGACAUUAUGAGAGAGAAACUCGAUAUUCGGCAUAAAGGAGAACUCAGUGAAGUUCUUGUGAAGAAGAAAGAGUCUGAAAUGAGGAAACAAGAGAAGAGGAGGAAGGUAAAUGAGAAUCUGGAGAGGAAAAGACAAUUUAAAGAAGCACUAGCCACAACCUCUGAACCUGGAAAAGACCCUGUUUGAUUUGGUUGUUUCAAUAUAAACUGAAGAUGUAAAUACUGGA
This is a messenger RNA of Labrus mixtus (cuckoo wrasse), 864 nucleotides long. It is a transcript of the gene mtrfr, whose product is annotated as mitochondrial translation release factor in rescue. The coding region runs from base 330 to 824 and encodes 164 amino acids. Gene Ontology annotation, cellular component: mitochondrion. Gene Ontology annotation, biological process: translational termination. Lineage: Eukaryota; Metazoa; Chordata; Actinopteri; Labriformes; Labridae. The record is from RefSeq and is a predicted model, not a curated record. Gene Ontology annotation, molecular function: translation release factor activity. The transcript is spliced from 3 exons.